Messenger RNA from Saprolegnia diclina VS20, 200 nucleotides. RefSeq lists its product as hypothetical. Lineage: Eukaryota; Oomycota; Saprolegniomycetes; Saprolegniales; Saprolegniaceae. The record is from RefSeq and is a predicted model, not a curated record. The annotation marks the transcript as partial. The transcript has a single exon.
AUGGCGACGACAACGGUCGUGUACGAAGUGACCAACUACUGCGACGCCGAGAGUGUCACAUUGCUGCUCGCCUACAUGCGCGGCGGGCACCUCCAGGACAUGCUCGCGACGGGCUGCUUUACCAAGGCCGAGUUUGAGCAGUGCCACCCAACGACAUUCCGCAGCCGGUACACAGCGCCGUCGCAAGCCGCCGUCGACAC